Molecule: messenger RNA, 1542 nt
Organism: Leptopilina heterotoma
Lineage: Eukaryota; Metazoa; Arthropoda; Insecta; Hymenoptera; Figitidae
Product: tetraspanin-11-like
Exons: 6
Coding region: 519-1463 (314 amino acids)
Cellular component (GO): membrane
Source: RefSeq, a predicted model, not a curated record
CAUGUAAUUGGGACUUUGGGUGUUUUAUUUGGGGCCAAAUGGUCACUCCUUUUUUUUGAUCAUUUAUCAUUUUGAAUUGAAAUGCAUGCUACCUAAUGCAGUUUAAACAACAACACGAGGCGGUACCUGUAAAAUAACUAACUUUUUAUACUCUCCCUCCUUUCUUCCGCACCACUCUAUUUCCUUCCGUUUCCGUCCGAUGCGUCGCGCAUGAAGGACUCAAUGCUAACGAAUACAUGGUACGGCAUUGUCAGCAUUCUUUUUCCACUGUGUGUUUCCCAGUAGUUGUGAAACAACCGCGAAUAAGCAAGUUCAAAAAUAGUUUUAAAUGAUUUUUUUUUCAUUUAAAAAUUUAAUUUAAAAAAAAAAACAGUUGUUUACAAAAAUUAACAAUUACAUCUGGAAAUUUAUAAAACUUGUGAUUUAAAUUAAAAGUGAAUAAUACAACAAAUUAGUGUUAAAUAUGUAAUUGUUUAAAAUAAUACAUAAGUGAAGAAAUUGAAUAUCAAAUUUCAACAAUGGAAGAAAAAAAGUUGGGUUUACCAAAAGCGUUUAUUUGCUGCUCCAAUAUUUUGUUUUUGAUGUCAGGAUUUGUGCUGAUGUCAUGUGGAGCAUUACUCUUAGCAGACAGCCAUCGCGUUUUGCUUUCGCGACUACUGGGAUCAGAAGAAAUUUACCAGGAUCAACCAAUGUUUUAUUACUUUGCUUUCAUCAUUGUAGGCGUGGGAUUAAUUAUUUCAGUCACUGGUCUUUUAGGCUGUUGGGCAACGUGUCUACACAAUUGUUGUAUAACAACGACGUAUAUCCUAAUGAUUAUCUUACUCAUGAUGGUGGAGAUUUCAAUUUGCACUGUGGUGAUAUUUUUCCCACAAUAUUUGGGUAUUGAUUUGAAACCAUCACGUCUGAUACGAGCCCUACAGCGAAAUUAUGCAGUUCCUGGACGUGAGCAAUUUACCGCUGCGCUUGAUUUAGCACAAUCAGUGUUUUCAUGCUGUGGCAUAAAUGGUAGCAGUAACUACGGAACUUCCUGGUGGCGAUUGCAAGAAGUCGGUCGGAGGGAAUUAGUCGUUCCGCUCACUUGUUGCACUCUUAAUAAUGUUUCUGUUAUUGAUGCUUUUCUCAAUCCGGAGCCAUCUAAUCUCACACUUUGCCAGGCACUUAACCCAGCAGAGCAUUUACAAGCUAGACAUCUAAAUGGUUGCUUGGAAAAAAUUGAAAACUGGACAGACGAGCAGGAAUUAAUUUUACUUACAACCGUAUUAGGUCUAAUGUUCAUUGAACUUUGUGCUCUCUCCAGUACUUUGUUUGCCUGCUUGAAAUCGAAGAAGUCAAAGAAAAAUCAUACGUCCGCUUUCACUUCAACGCAAACUCUCAGUCCCUUCAGUGAAAGUGAACAUGAAUUCGGAAUGGGUAUCGAGAAUCGGAUGCACAUGGCAGGAACAACAUUUGGUGCAAAAUCAUGAAGACGGCUUGAGGGCAGCGAGGUACCAACUAUAUCAGUCGCAGGAAUAAAACGAAUCGAAAAAAUACCAUACAACACUA